GCCCCCUUAUCUAAAACAUUAUCUUUCCUACCAUCCCAAUCCCAAAUCCCAAAUCCCAAUCCCAAUCUGAAUCCCAAAAUCUCAGCAGCCAUGGCAUUUGCAGGUACAACCCAGAAAUGCAUGGCAUGUGACAAGACUGUGUAUCUUGUGGACAAGCUCACUGCUGAUACUCGCAUCUACCACAAAGCUUGCUUCAGAUGUCACCAUUGCAAUGGCACCCUCAAGCUCAGUAACUACAACUCCUUUGAGGGAGUUCUCUAUUGCAGGCCACACUUUGAUCAACUCUUCAAGAAUACUGGAAGCUUAGACAAAAGCUUUGAGGGCACACCAAAGAUUCUCAAGCCACACAAAACCAAUGAUGGGACUGAGAAGCCAAUGGCUAACAAAGUGUCCAGUAUGUUUGUGGGAACAAGAGAGAAAUGUUUGGGCUGCAAAAACACUGUCUAUCCCACUGAAAAGGUUUCAGUAAAUGGAACUGCAUACCACAAAAGCUGCUUCAAAUGUAGUCAUGGAGGGUGUGUCAUCAGCCCAUCAAACUACAUUGCACAUGAAGGUCGCCUCUACUGCAGACACCACCACACCCAACUCAUCAGAGAGAAGGGUAACUUGAGCCAGCUUGAGGGUGACCACCAUAAAGUUUCCACGUCAUCAUAAUCUCAACCUCCUUUUACUAUGGAAGAGACGGAACCCUGUUUUCCUUUUCCUAAUCGACGUGGUCUUUUGUUGUGGAUCAAGUAUUGGAAUUUGAAAGCUUGUUGCACUUAUUACAAUAAUGAUAAUGUGUUGUUGGCUCAUGUACCAGUUUAAAUGCUAAGUUCCUAUUAAGACAGGCUUCAUAUUCAAGUUACAUCAGCUUAUUGCAUUAAUCUGCUUGAAGA
Cynara cardunculus var. scolymus (artichoke) is the source of this 878-nucleotide messenger RNA. Its product is annotated as LIM domain-containing protein WLIM1-like. Lineage: Eukaryota; Viridiplantae; Streptophyta; Magnoliopsida; Asterales; Asteraceae. Gene Ontology annotation, cellular component: actin cytoskeleton; plasma membrane. The coding region runs from base 91 to 654 and encodes 187 amino acids. The record is from RefSeq and is a predicted model, not a curated record. Gene Ontology annotation, molecular function: actin filament binding. Gene Ontology annotation, biological process: actin filament bundle assembly. The transcript is spliced from 5 exons.